CUGCAGGCGGUGCUUGGGCUCGGGGGGCGGCCUCGAAGGACUCGCGAAGGUUCUAGAGGCGCCGCGUGCGGGAGGCGGGCCGAGAUCUCUCGCAGGGUCGGGUGUGCCUCAGGCCGCGGCCACUGUGAAAGGUGCCGGUGCUGUCUGCGCUCGGGGUGAGCGCGGUCAGUGCGGCGUUUGCUGUUCUCGCCCCUGCGCCGCUGCAGCUGGGGUCUUCCCUCACGCAGCCCGAGCAUGGCUUCAACUGUGGAGGAGCUACAGAAAGAUCUAGAAGAGGUGAAGGUGCUGCUGGAAAAAGCCACUAGAAAAAGAGUACGUGAUGCCCUGACAGCUGAAAAAUCCAGGAUUGAGACAGAAAUCAAGAAUAAGAUGCAGCAGAAAUCACAGAGGAAAGCAGAACUUCUGGAAAACGAAAAGCCAGCCGCUGUGGUUGCUCCUAUUACAACAGGAUAUACAGUGAAAAUCAGUAAUUAUGGAUGGGAUCAGUCAGAUAAGUUUGUGAAAAUCUACAUUACCUUAACUGGAGUUCAUCAAGUCCCCGCUGAGAAUGUGCAGGUGCAUUUCACAGAGAGGUCAUUUGAUCUUUUGGUAAAGAAUCUAAAUGGGAAGAGUUACUCCAUGAUUGUGAACAAUCUCUUGAAACCCAUCUCUGUGGAAGGCAGUUCAAAAAAGAUCAAGACAGAUACAGUUCUUAUCUUAUGUAGGAAGAAAGCAGAAAACACACGGUGGGACUACCUGACUCAGGUUGAAAAAGAAUGCAAAGAGAAAGAAAAGCCCUCCUACGACACUGAAACAGAUCCUAGUGAGGGAUUAAUGAAUGUUCUAAAGAAAAUUUAUGAAGAUGGAGAUGAUGAUAUGAAGCGAACCAUUAAUAAAGCCUGGGUGGAAUCAAGAGAGAAGCAAGCCAAAGGAGAUACAGAAUUCUGAGACUUUAGUCUUUUUGGGAACUGUGAUGUGGAAAUAUCGAUGUUUCCAAUGAGGACAUGUUGGUGAGCUGCACAGAUAAAUUUCACAUAUAACUAGUUACACAGUCUAAGUAAAGGCAGUGAAUUCUCCAUUUCCUGUUGGAGGAUUUAUUUAAAUAAAAUAUGCUUAUUAAACAAACACUCCCUCCAAAGAUGGUUUCCUUAGUAACCGGGUCAUUUUAUUCAAGAAAAGGGUAAUGUAUUCUAGUGUGAAAUGUAAAGAAACAAGUCUUACCUAAUGAAAAUGCCACAUUGUGUGUCUUGUUCAGCUAAGAGGUAGAAACAAAAGUUAUUGCUUGCCUUCCAGUUCUGACAUCAGCUCCCACCAAUGUAAGAAUAAAAAUAAAACGUGAAUUUUUGCAUAAAAUGCAAAUUCAUACCUGUGUUUCAAGGUUGUUACAGAGAUUGAUCUAUUCACAGCUUAAGUAAUGUAUAUACCACGAAUUAACAUGCCCUAAUAAUCUAAUCACAAAUAUUUUUCUCUAGAUUUAAAUAUAUUUAUGAAUAAAUUAGAACUAAAUCGAAACUUGAGAAUACACAUAUUUAUAUAGUACCAGUAAGUGGGUUUGCCAUGGAUCAGAUGGCUUGUAAAAACAAUAACUGUAAAGUAAAAUAUGAAAUCCAAAUAUUGUGCUGAAUAAAAACCUAUCAUGUAGCAGAUGUCCAGAUGUAUGUCAGAAAAGUCAGGCUUUUAGGGGAAUUGUUUAUUUCAGAGGGUAUUACUCCCCCUAAAAUCAGAAGUAAGAGCAAGAAAGAUGCCUGUGAUUUCCAUAACUAUGUUGUAUUGGAGCUGUUUGCCACUGCAAUUAGAAAAGAGAAAGCAAAUUAAAUGUGUAGAGAAGAAAUCCAAAACUACUACACUUAAUAAGAGAAUUUGGUAAAAGUACUAGGGUAAAGUUUGGUGGGGUUUAAAAUUAACAUAAAAAAACAGCCAAUAUGUAGGAUAACUAUUACUAAAUAUUGAACACAUUGUAAAACCUCUGUAAUUAAAGCUGUGAUGUUGGCACGUGAAUAAACAGACCAAUGGAACAGAAUAAAAAAUACCCAAGGUGUAUGGAAGGUUUAGAAUACAGUAAAUAGCAUUUCAUAACUAUGGGGAGGAGAUGGGCUCUUAUUGAGAUAACUAAAAAUAGCCAUAUGGGUACAUUCCAAACAGAUCAGAAAAUCUAAAUGUAAAAGUGAAGCCACAUGAGUACUGAAAGACUCCAUGUAACCUCAGUGAGGGAAAACUAUACUAUGUGACUUACUUAAAAUCUAGCUGUAACAAAGCUAAAUAUUGAUAAUUUUAACUAUGUAAUGUUUACAUGGCAAAACCCCCCAAUUACCAAAAACAUGACACAUUGAGAAAAUUCCAAAAUUAUUAACAAACACUUCAUUAGUAAAAGGAAUGUAAGUGACUUUUUUUUGGUUUGUUUAUAA
This is a messenger RNA of Orcinus orca (killer whale), 2384 nucleotides long. It is a transcript of the gene CACYBP, whose product is annotated as calcyclin binding protein. Gene Ontology annotation, cellular component: nucleus. Gene Ontology annotation, biological process: heart development. Bases 235 to 927 code for a protein of 230 amino acids. Lineage: Eukaryota; Metazoa; Chordata; Mammalia; Artiodactyla; Delphinidae. The record is from RefSeq and is a predicted model, not a curated record. The transcript is spliced from 6 exons. Gene Ontology annotation, molecular function: tubulin binding; ubiquitin protein ligase binding; S100 protein binding.